CCACUCUUGAUGCGGAGUACCCCGAGUUUACGGGGUCGGAUCUCCCGAAAGCGCAAUUCUUCGAUGGACAAAGUCAUGGCAAUCUGAUAGCAAGACUCGGCCGCGAGAAUGCCGGCCGCCUCCGCCGCGGCAAAUGGUAUGCACGUCAGAUCGAAUCUGGCCGUACGGGUUUAGAUAACGUUCCCUUGCAUUGAUUUAUUCAGGCUGGAAUUCUCCAGUCACGUUUUCAGCACGCCAGAAAAAGACUUCAGGAGUAUAUCGCAUGAGCCUGUAAAGAUCUCAUUGCGAUUUCGUCAAAAUGGACCAAAUCUCACUCGAGAAGAAGGAUGACCAGCAGGUGACUGCGAAUGUGGGAGAUGUAGAGAUUGCCGCAGCAGAAGAACAGGAAAAGACGUAUUACAAUAAACUCUCUGUCUGGUUGAUGGUAUUGUUUUCUGGUCUGGCAAUUGGUUCUGAUGGAUAUAAUGCUGCCGUUAUCGGUAAUGUCGAGCUGCUCUUGGCUGUCCUGUAUCCGGAUGCGUUGACGACAUCGAUCUACCAGCGACUUUCUAAUGCCUUCUUGAUCGGCAUGAUAGUAGGCAUGCUUCUGUUUGGCACCGUUGUUGAUCAGCUAGGUAGAAAGACCGGUGCCAUUGCUACGACUAUCUUGCUGGUACUUGGCAUCGUUUUAUCAACCGCUGCCAACGGGACAAGUGUGACUGGUCUGUUCUGGAUGCUAAUCAUCGCUCGAGGAAUUGCUGGAGUUGGAGCCGGCGGCGAAUAUCCCGUCUCCGGUGCUGGUGCAGCAGAGGCCACGGACGAAAACAAUGGCUUACGAAAGCACCGUGGGUUCAUGUUUGCCAUGAUCGCGGAUCUUUCUGCUUCUCUAGGCUAUGUCUGGGGUGGGUUAGUUCCACUGUUGCUGCUUCUAUGUGUCGGGCAGAAAGAAGAACAUUAUGAUAUUGUGUGGAGGACAUCGUUUGCACUGGGGCUGGUGCCGCCUUUGGCGAUAUUUUGGUUCCGUAUUCGCAUGGCCGUAUCUACCGCCUACCGCAAGUCGGCCAUGCGAAAGCAAAGAACACCCUACUUGCUUGCAUUUAAGCGAUAUUGGCGUCCAUUUAUAGGAAGUGCCGCGACUUGGUUUCUCUAUAAUUGGAUCUCAAUUCCGUUCGGCAUUUUCAGCUCAACCAUCAUUUCCCGCACCAACACCGAGAACAGCCUCGUCAAGAAUCUGGGAUGGGGAGUCGUCAUCAAUUGUUUCUACAUACCUGGCCCUUUCAUUGGAGGCUAUCUUUCUGAUAAGAUCGGACGACGCAAGACCAUGGCACUAGGGUUUGGUUUACAAGCAGUCCUUGGUUUCAUCCUUGGCGGCGCGAUCGUGCCGAUUCAGGAAGUGUUUCCACUGUUCGUGGUCUUGUACGGCAUUUUUUUGACACUUGGAGAAGUCGGCCCUGGGUCCACAGUAGUCUUGGUUGCUUCUGAAUGCUUUCCGACCUCGAUACGGGGUCAGAUGAUGGGCCUCGUUUCUGCUUGUUCCAAGGCUGGUGCUGCAAUUGGUACUCAAGUGUUUACUGCGAUUCUGAACUCCUAUACCGAUUCGUCGAAAGGAGACCAAGUUGCCUUCCUCAUCGGCUCGGCUUUUGCUGUUUUAGGUGCUCUCAUCGCAUUCUUCAUGAUUCCUGACGUCUCGAGACAGCUCGACGACGACGAUGCAGCGUGGAAGGUGUACCUUUCUGAUCACGGUUGGGUUGCUGAAUGGGGUGACAACGUUACAAAAGAUCCGGUUGGUGUGGUACUCAACCAACGGGUUUCAUAGAUGCCUAGUUUUGCAACGUUGAUUGCUUCUUAGAUGCUACGUUAUGCCCGAGCGAGAUAACGAGCAAGAGCCAGUCAUGGCUUGUAGAGAUAUGGAAGACGUCGAUAGAAGAGUUAUCAAUAGCGUAAUAUUCGAUCGUUUCAUCGGAUAUUCACGAUUGUUUAUAUCAAUGCCUACCGGCGUCUCUCGUAUCAGGUCUCUCUUCUCUUGAAACCUACAGUUGAUAGCCAG
Molecule: messenger RNA, 2026 nt
Organism: Truncatella angustata
Lineage: Eukaryota; Fungi; Ascomycota; Sordariomycetes; Amphisphaeriales; Sporocadaceae
Product: major facilitator superfamily transporter
Exons: 4
Coding region: 299-1795 (498 amino acids)
Biological process (GO): carboxylic acid transport; transmembrane transport
Cellular component (GO): plasma membrane
Molecular function (GO): carboxylic acid transmembrane transporter activity
Source: RefSeq, a predicted model, not a curated record